Schistocerca nitens (vagrant locust) is the source of this 1565-nucleotide messenger RNA. Its product is annotated as sister chromatid cohesion protein DCC1. The transcript has 8 exons. Gene Ontology annotation, cellular component: chromatin; chromosome, centromeric region; Ctf18 RFC-like complex. Lineage: Eukaryota; Metazoa; Arthropoda; Insecta; Orthoptera; Acrididae. Gene Ontology annotation, biological process: mitotic sister chromatid cohesion; maintenance of mitotic sister chromatid cohesion. Bases 102 to 1295 code for a protein of 397 amino acids. The record is from RefSeq and is a predicted model, not a curated record.
UUGGAGCUUCUAUCGCUUGAGGUUUUAUAUCUGAGCGACUGUGUUGCUUUGACAAUAUUUGGCGCGAAGUGUAAAGUGCAGUGUUUACGUGUGUUUGCGUUAUGGCUGAAACUGUCAGGUACGAGAGGACAAUAGAUGAAAUUAGGACGGUGAUACAUCAUGCGAAGUUGGAAGAAAGUGAGUUGCUUCCUGUAACACAGAUUCUGAACUUCGCUUCCCGCAGCGAGGCAGUGGAAAACUAUAGAUUGUUUCAGUUGGACACGAAAUUACUAAAUACUCUAGAAGAAGGUGACAGUUUAGUUCUUCGCGGAGGGAAAGAAGAAAGCGCUGUUUUGUGCACACAAAACAAAACAUUUGAAAUAAAGGAAGCAGAGACUUCAAACUCGAUGUUGCUGCUUCCAGGGAUCUCUUGGUCACAUGAUGCUGACAUUGAUACAGAGGAUCGCAUCUUGGAUGAGCGUCAAGUUUUGGGUGUUUUCUACAAAUAUUUUGAACUGCAUCCAUCAAAACCAAAACUGAAGAAACUAUAUCAGCUUUUGAAGGAAGCACCUUAUCGCGGUCCAGAACUGGAAGAUGAAUUGGAGGGACAGUUGUAUACAUUUGACGAUCUUUUAGAGCAUGUGCAGGCGAGUGGAAUGGAACUGAAAGCAGCUCUCCAGGAGAUGCAAGCUGUAUGCAUAAAAGGUUUCUGGCGUAUUUUGGAACAUGACUAUCAUUUUCGAAUUGUGACCCAGAUAUUAAAUCUUGUUGAGCACAACUCUUGGCCACUGGAUAGUGUCAGCAAAUAUGAGACAUUGGAGAGUUUGAGUGAAUUAGUUCCACCUGAAAUAUUAAGCCAGUGUUUCGAAUGGUAUGCAGAGCCCACUGGAAAAAUGGACAGUGCUGGGAACCCACUGUACAAGUUACGUGAAAGAGAAGUGUGCAGGUUUUUAGCAGAAGUUUUGCUGCGCCCAGCUGGGCAGUUCAACCUGCAAGACUUCAUGCUGGCGUGGGGACAGUGUGUUCCAGAAGGUAUGGAGACAAAAGUGGAAUACCUUGAUGGAAUAGCUCUGAUGCAGAAGGAUUGCAAACCAGAAGUUAUUUGGCAUUUUCCUGAAGUUGAUCUGCCUGAGGACAUAAAUGAAAGAUUCCGUAUUCUGUUUCAAACUCGAGAGAGGUGGACAUUGAAUGAAAUAUAUCCAUACAUUGAGCGUGUUGCAACAGAAAAGAUGAAUGUAAACGCUGUGCUUACCAAGCAUGCGAGGGCUUCAACCGUUGGUGGUGUUAAGUGUUACAGUGCUAAACAUGCGAAAUGAAAUUCAUUGUGAUCACAAGAAAGAAAAGUCUAUGUUUGUGACACACAGUAUUUCAUUUUGAUUGAACCAGAAUUCUGUAGUGUCAGUUGGUAGACCACUUUAUCUUGUGGCUGUCAUGUGUUGUGCCCAGUAGCAUGUGUAUUUAAAUUCAUUUAAAUUUAUGUGCUAUAAUGAAGGGGUGUGAUUGUAUACAGUUGAUUCAUCUAGCACAAAUAGGAAAAGUCAAUGUAGAAGCCUUUAUUCUGAAUAACUACAUAUUACAAAAAUAGU